Opisthorchis viverrini is the source of this 2344-nucleotide messenger RNA. RefSeq lists its product as hypothetical. The record is from RefSeq and is a predicted model, not a curated record. Bases 155 to 2014 code for a protein of 619 amino acids. Gene Ontology annotation, molecular function: DNA binding. The transcript has 7 exons. Gene Ontology annotation, biological process: regulation of DNA-templated transcription. NCBI's taxonomy places the organism in Eukaryota, Metazoa, Platyhelminthes, Trematoda, Opisthorchiida, Opisthorchiidae.
UAGAUUUUGGCGUUGGUGUUGCAGCAUCGAAGCCCUCAGAGAACCCCCAUUCUCGAGAGUCGCUGAGUUAUCCGGUCUGCGGUGACUGUUUUCCGCCCUGUAGAUGCGAUCGUAAAGUUAACCUCUUCAAAUCUUGUGUUUUGGUUUUUGGAUCAUGGAAGCCUGGGAGUACUGGAAGUUGCCGGUCUCUGUCGUCCCUCUGCAGCUGGUCAUUGCCAGCAUUACAACUGCCGGCAGAUUUCUGUCAUUAAUAGCGUUAGCAAUCGUUUCAAACGACUAUCCAUGGAAGCCGUGCAAACUCGGUCUAGAUUUCGAUGUAUUUUCAUGGGUUACUCCUAGUAACCCACGAGUUGGUGUGCACGUCAAUGUACUUCUACAUGAAUUGUAUCCAGCCAAGGAAGCAUCGGCUGCAGGUCCGGUUGAUCUUGACGGACGACUUUCUCCACAGGAUUUUAUUCAAGCACUCCAGAAGAUUGACCUGGAAGGUCUACCAAACAAUUUAGACGAAAGCAGUUUUAUUUUCCAACCUACUGACCUGUCAACGUGUUCCACCUCCUGGACCCCCAAUCUAAAUUGCAAGCCUAGUCCUUCGAACGAUGACACUGUGGAACUCUUGCCAGUCAGUCGGUGUACUCCAUCUCCUGCCGUCGAGCCAAUGUUCUCUCCUAUGUCAGCAGACCCACUUUGGUCCGAUACGGAUAAAGUGGAAGUUAUCAAUCCGGACACUACCGCAUCUUCUGAAAUUCCUGAGCUACCGGGGUUAAUCGAUCCUCGUUCCGAUAUAGCCGCUACUGUAGGGGUGGAGGGGGCCUGUCUAUCACUGCACGCUCCGUCUACCAUAACUUCGCUGCAGUCUGAAAACCCCACAAAUACGGCUGAGGAUGAUGACUUGGACGCCAAAAUAUUACCACCUUCUGUGCUUUCUCUUACAUCUGGUGCUCCGAAUAUAUGGACUGUUGGAGGCUGCAAUACGCACGAAUCCCCGACUGUUUGCUUCAAGAACAACGUUGAACCUGUACGUCCUUUCCCUCGCGUCCUUCGUCUGAAUUCGGAUAUGUUGUUUGGGACCACUAGUUCAAAUGAGGCAAAAGUAAACUCAGAAGAUCCGAUACCAGAAAAUGUGCAACCCACUGACUGCCCCGUGGUGGCAUCGAACUGUGUUUCAUCCACACCGACGGAGAACCUUUCGCGCACAUCCAGACGCAAAUCUGUACUCAAACCGCUACAAGUGGGACAGCGACGCAGUCGCAGUACAAGUUUUAGCAGCACUUCAGAUUUAGAGCCCCUAAGCGGAUCUAGUCAGGACUCCGAACUCAGCUACCGUCCUUUCAUUCUCAAGCAAAGUCCUGGUCCUUCGAAUCGUACGAGUGGUCCCAUCAAACGUAUUUCGCUUUGUUCAGUUUCGUCGAAAUCCUGUGGAUCGUUGUCAACCAAUGGAUCGUUGUUCGAAUCUACUGGAGAUAUAUCUGUUUUCGACCGCGAGGAAUCCAGCACUCCUUCACCAUUUCAGCAUGGUGGCUCCUUGUCCUCUGAUUUCAUUGCGUCCCAGCGUUCACUCAGUAGACGAGGGGAUUAUGUUCAGCGCGAUAUCGCUGCGCUAGAACAUGCACAUGUCCCCUUCAGCUAUGAAGAGAUAGUCGGCGCUAGUAAUGAGAAGUUCAGGGAAAUGAAGUCCACCCCUUACUUGACUCCGCACCAGAUGGACGUAUUGAUCACGGCGAGAAAACGAGCCACCAAUAGGCAAGCUGCCGAGCGCUGUAGACGUCUAAAACUUGCCACUAGAGACGACCUGAGUGAGCAGCUGGCCGCUUUACGGACGGAGCGCCAGGUACUUGUGAGACAGAUUGCUCAAGCUAGACAGCGCAAGCAAAGAGCCAGCGACGCACUUCUGGCCGAGCAGAAACGUGUCCUGUCACUUCUUUGUGGUCCAGAAGGAGAUCGGUUGAAAUACUCUGAUUGGCGCGUGCGUCUCACUCACGAUGAUGAAGUUGUGGUUGUUGCUGUGGGCCGAUAGACACCCUUUCGCCAGUACCCUUCGAUUCGUGUACUUUUUCGUGUUUUUGGUAUGUCAACACUUAUUUAUUGAUCCUGACUAUCAAACCACACCACUCGCACAGACGUACACCCCACUUUUACCGUAUACAAGCUGAAAGCAAACCAAGCCUGGAUGUGUUCUUACGCAUCCACUAUCUUUUUUCAGCGAGCCGUACAUUGGAAAAUCUUAUAUCUGCACAUAUCCGAACUAUCUGUCAUUCGUUUAUUUUUCUUGUUUCUUUACAUGUAUGUUAAUAUUAGCUCACAUUGCUCUGUUGUUCUGCAGCGAUCAUAUAAUACUUGGUAGUUC